AUGUUGGAUACGUUCAAGGCCUACCUCUUACCUGCUGCACAACAUGCAGUCGAAGCUACGUAUGGCACUGAUGAGGAAGGCACGGUUCAAGUCGACGAUGAAGAUUGGGAGGAUGAUACGGAGGAGCGGGCAAAGGACCACACCUUCGAGGUGGCUGAAGACGAUGAGCCCACGAGCAGCGUGUGCUACAGAGUGGAGACGGUUGUGGACCGCAAGGACACCAAGCUCCUGAGCCGACCCGAGAAGUAUGCGACGCCCACGGGGCAGCGCUUGCGCAAGGGCGACCAGUUCAUGAGCAGGAGUUCUGAAGGCUCGCCCCUCACCAUCCAGUUCAUCGAACUCGCCGACGGUCGCGGCUGGUACCCUUGGAAUAGAGGCGAUCUCCGACAAAGGUUUGGCCUCACUGCAGUCCAGUAUUCCAAGGGCCAGCGAGUGGAGGCCAUUGAAGAGAUCCGUUACGGAUCAGGAGAUGUCGUUCAGUCCGGGCAAAAGGGCACCAUCGAACGCUUGCUGCCAUACAUUGGCGUGAAAUGGGAUGGCAUGGAUGGAGUCAAGGCCAUUCCAAGACCCCGUGAGGUGCUGCAAGAUGAGAGGAAAAUCCUGACCAACAAACAGAAAUGGGCCAGCUGUGCACCUGACACAUUGAUCCUCACUGCGAAUCGGGAACUUUGUGAACAGGUUGCAGAUGUCGCGCGACGGUUGGGCAGCUUAUUGCCAGAACGAGUACAAGAGAACUGGAAAGUGGCGGUAGCAGUGGGUGCACCACCUGGCGUGGGAAAACGCCGGAAGCGCAACCGAGAGGAGUGGCCCUUCCCCAAGGGUGCUGACGCUCCGAAUGUGUUGGUGUCCACUGCAGAGUUUAUGGGAUACUUCUUCCACAAGAAGCACAUCCCCUUGUGGGCCAACAUUCGCUAUAUUGUCUACGAUGAGGUGGACAGCCUCGUCUCAGGCACUGUCUCGAAACUGGUUGAGAGAAUCAAGGUCGUGAUCCUCCGAGCUCAACGCACUGAGGGUGCACGGGUUAAGAGCGCCUUGGUCACCUGCGUCAUGCCCAACCAGGGGGGGAAGUCCACCAGGAUGAUGAUUGGCAGAUGGAUGCCGCAUGCACUGCGAGCCGCAGAGAGGCCGGAUCUGUUGCAUCGGAGUCAUCCCAUGGUGCCCAUGAAAUGGCAAUAUGUGCCUGAGGGCUUCGACGAGAAGGUCCGACUCCUGUUGGACCAUCUGGAGAAUGACAUUGGGACCUACAAAGCCAGGAGAAGUCAGAGGAGAUACGUCAGGCAGAAGACACUGAUCUUCUGCAACAGUACGCAGACAGCGGCACGGCUGGCAGAGCUGCUAGCAACGACCUACAAUUUUCGCAAGAUUGGCAUCUUCGUCAAGCAGAUCGGUUACGACGAGAGACGGAAGCGACUUCGGAUGUUCAGAGAGGGGCGGAUCACCCUCAUGGUUUCAACUGAUCUUCUGGCUCGCGGUAUUGACAUUCCAGACCUUGCAAAUGUGGUUCAAUUUGACUUUUCCAGGAACAUUGUGAACCACUUGUUGCGCACUGGACGCGUGAGUCGGGCGGGCUCGCGUGGACGAGUCCUGAACUUCUACGAUGACACGGAGCAGGGAGGGAAGGACUUGGCGGAGGCCAUUCAGGAGUUGGGCACUGCGCCUUUGGACGGCCUCUUCAGUCGACGUCGCGGUUUCAGGCAUAUGUUGCAACGAACAGAGGCCUUCCGACAGAUGCUUCUGAUGCAGGGUCUUCCGUUGCCGGCUCAUUUGCAGGCCGCACCUUCCCUAGCAGGGCAGAUCUCUCAAAGAAGCGAAGCCCAGGCCCUCUUGGAAGAUUUGGAUGACGACGAGGACUCAGAUGACGACGAUGUCGAUGAGCCAGAAGCAUUGGAGGGGUCAGAGCCAGAGAUCUACAGUCAGUUCAUGGAUUCCAGCGACGCGGAGAAAGAUGAAGAUUUUCAGGACAUGAUUGAGUCGAUUCAAGAUGGAGAUCCUCCUGAUUCUUCAAAUGAAUGAUGUUGGAAGG
This is a messenger RNA of Cladocopium goreaui, 2023 nucleotides long. The record is from the annotation of a GenBank genome assembly. Lineage: Eukaryota; Dinophyceae; Suessiales; Symbiodiniaceae.